Messenger RNA from Leptosia nina, 669 nucleotides. The record is from the annotation of a GenBank genome assembly. Lineage: Eukaryota; Metazoa; Arthropoda; Insecta; Lepidoptera; Pieridae.
AUGGUAGCGUGGUUCAUAUUUUCUAUUCUGGUGGUGAUUACGAGUGCUCAUCCAGCUGACAGCGAUAAAGGCAAUUGUCCGUCGUAUUGUGUGGGGGAAGCUUACCACUGCAUAAAUGGACACUGUUUUUGUGCCGACGGAUAUGUACCUAACUAUUAUCAAACGCAAUGUGUGAAAUGCCCAGGUUUAGGAGAAUCAUGCUACGGACCAUGUUGUAGCAGUAACUUGACAUUGCACUGCUGGCAUGGAGUAUGUCAGUCAUGUUACAGUCCACAGGGUAACUGGGUUUGCAGAGAACCAGUGGAUCAAAUAAUUUUAGUGUCAGGAACUCAGAUAGUGAUGGCAACAGCUCUCGUAUUGGGAAUCAUCGCUACAUUUGUGUUAUUAUAUAAGCUUUGUGCUGCAAAUGCUAUAAGCCCUGUUGGACGAAGUCCCCCUGGAUCGACUGGUGAAGGUAGACUGUCAGUGGGGAGCCUGCAAUUGUAUGUUGACGAACGAUUAAGGGACGCACCACCUAAAUAUACCAGAAACGCACCUUCUGGCUCAUCUAUUUACCCAGCACCAAUUUAUCUCAAUUCCGGAUUUAUACACGACAACUCUCUGCCGCCUCCACCCUACACACCGGAAAGAAAAGACGAGAACAAUCAAAAUGGAAGUGUACACAUGUGA